AUGACAGACAAGGUUAGCUGGGCAAUCAAGACUUUGAUAGGGGAGCAUAGAAGUUGUGGUAGGCUGGAGAUAAACCCAAGACUCUGUAUGGAAAGGUUUAGGAUUCAAGUCAAGAAAAGGUUGUUGUUCAAGGUUAAGGCAAUGUGCAAGGAGAUCAUUCAUGGUGGUUUUGGAGAGGCAUACUCACUGUUGCCUAGGUAUGUUGAAAUGGUGAAAGAGACUAACCCAGGUAGUUAUGCUCUUGUGACAUGGGGUGAACCUAUUGCAAAUGAGCCUUCAAGAUUCAAGGCUUGUUUUUUUUCUUUUGCUGCCCAAGUUAGGGGAUUCUUGAGAGGUUGUAGACCUAUUAUUGGCAUUGAUGGAGCCCACCUAAGUGGACAUUUCAAGGGAAUCUUGUUAACUGCCAUUGGGAUUGAUAGGAACAAUGAGAUUUUUCUCAUUUCCUAUGGAGUGGUUGGUUCUGAGAGUAUUGACAGCUGGGGUUAUUUUCUAAGGACUUUGAAAUGCCUUUUUGAGAAGGAAGGGUGCAGGAGAGAUGUCUCAGCCAUUAAACUAUUUUCUUUGCAGGGUGUUGACACAACAAUUUAUGAAACAUUUCCCAGAGCAACUAGAAGAGUAUAUUGCCAACACUUGUACAUGAAAUGCAAGACCAAUGGAUUCAGUGGUUCAGCCUUUCAUAAGCUUUUCUGGAUAGCAGCUGAUGCAUAA
This is a messenger RNA of Chenopodium quinoa (quinoa), 708 nucleotides long. RefSeq lists its product as uncharacterized. The record is from RefSeq and is a predicted model, not a curated record. The transcript is spliced from 3 exons. NCBI's taxonomy places the organism in Eukaryota, Viridiplantae, Streptophyta, Magnoliopsida, Caryophyllales, Amaranthaceae. Bases 1 to 708 code for a protein of 235 amino acids.